CACCGGCCUGGCCGCCACGGCGCAUGAGUUGAUGUCCUUACAGUCCGAUCCACGUUUCCAAUACACUCCUUAGGCACAUUUUCCUUGUCCAUUCGCUAUUGAAGGUCAUUUCUCCCUUGAAUAUCGUGGGGAGGGUUUCGGGGUGCCACGUCGAGCGCCACGCUCUCAAGAUGGCUUCAUUAUCCAGGACGUCUUCGUCGGCUGUCGCGAAUGUCAACGCCGCGGCGUCGAAGUUGUCUCAACGUCUGGGAUCAUCAGCGAGGAGAGAUUUGUCGACCGUCGCCACUCGAUCGAUAUCGCAGAGGUCGAAUGCAUUCAGAACACCCUCGACACUACAUCACGACUCGGUUUUCGCAUCACCAAUCUCGUUUUCGAGAUGUACUCCUUCCCGCCAACAGCGGAGUGACUACUCUGUUGCUUCAGCGAUUGCUCCAUCCCUAUAUCGGCCCUCUGCCGUAGAACGACGAUCGGCUGCCUCAUCACUCGACUCCCGAGCAACGGCCGCUACAACCUUUCUCGGCCUCAAUCAGCGACGAACACUCUUCCGAUCUCCAUGGGGCGCAAAUAGUAACACAAACCACUUGGCCAAUCUCGAACAGGUAGCGAACAACAAUCCCGGAAGCGCCACUGCGCAAAAUGCAUUCUAUCAAGCACUUCUCCGCCAGAACAUGCCCCAUAUCAUCGUCGAGCGCCACUCAACCGGUCAAUAUGCUUCCAAUCCAGCCGUAGAAGCUGCGUAUGCUCGUGCUUUGGAGCAAAGUGGUGGUCAAGAGCUUGGUCGUAUCGGAUCUACCAAUUUUGGACCAUCGUCGAACGGACAAGGUGGGCAAUUGAGCAGCGAGCAGCUCCAGGCUAUUGGUCAGGCUGUCGCGGCCAAGAGUCGAGGAUCUGGCGUCGCUACUGCUCGCAGUGGGACAGGCGGCAAGAAUGAGCCUCUCUAUGUGGUCGUCGAAGAGAGCUGGCGAACCACUCUGUUUGCCAUCUUCAGGACCGCGCUUUUCUACCUGUUUGCGCUCUACAUCUUCACGGUCAUCAUCACAUUCGGCAUGGAGAUGUUCACUCCGCUGCGGAAGCUUGGCGGUGCAUCAGGUGCGAAUGAAGCCAAACCGGAAUUGCAAAAGACUCGUUUCAGUGACGUUCACGGAUGCGACGAGGCAAAGGAAGAUCUACAGGAGUUGGUUGAUUUCCUCAAGAACCCCGACUCUUUCAGCACGUUGGGAGGUAAACUCCCCAAGGGUGUCCUGCUGGUCGGCCCUCCCGGUACCGGAAAGACCCUGCUUGCCCGAGCCGUCGCUGGUGAAGCCGGUGUGCCCUUUUUCUACAUGUCUGGCUCUGAGUUUGACGAGAUGUACGUCGGCGUCGGAGCCAAGCGCGUACGAGAACUGUUCGCCGCUGCCCGUGCGAAAUCGCCAUCCAUCAUUUUCAUUGACGAACUCGACGCCGUUGGAGGAAAGCGAAAUGAGCGCGACCCUGGCUACGCCAAGCAAACACUGAACCAACUUCUGACUGAACUCGAUGGCUUCGACCAGACGACUGGAAUCGUCCUGAUUGGCGCAACGAAUCUCCCGCAGGCGCUGGAUAAGGCUCUGGUUCGACCUGGACGCUUCGAUCGCAAUGUCUCUGUCCCGCUUCCUGACGUUCGAGGCCGAAUUGCAAUUCUCAAGCAUCAUCUCGAGAAGGUCAAGACUGACGCUUCGGUGGACCCAGCGAUCAUCGCUCGCGGUUGCCCGGGUUUCUCUGGUGCCGAGCUGGAAAACGUCGUGAACCAAGCUGCAGUGCAUGCAUCGAAAAACAAGUCGACCAAGAUCACCGAGGCGGAUCUAUCAUGGGCCAAGGACAAAGUUCUCAUGGGCGCCGAAAGGCGAAGUGCAGUCAUUCAGGCCAAGGAUAAGCUCAUGACGGCGUAUCACGAGGGUGGUCACGCACUCGUCGGAAUGCUUACUGCUGGCAACGACCCGCUGUACAAGGCCACGAUCAUGCCUCGUGGACAGGCGCUCGGAGUGACACACUUCUUACCCGAACUCGACCGAGUCAGCAUGUCCAAGAAAGAAUUGGAGGCACGCAUUGACAUGGCAAUGGGAGGGAAAAUGGCUGAAGAGCUAAUUUACGGAUCCGAUAAUGUGACAACGGGUGCGAGCAGCGAUAUCACGAAUGCCACCAACACUGCCUACCACAUGGUCACACAGGCAGGUAUGUCCGCCACGUUAGGCAACGUCGAUCUGGCGAGCGACUACGAAAGGCUCUCAAGCGAGACGAAGCAGAAGAUCGAGGACGAAGUGCGCAGAUUAGUCGAAGAGGGCCGAGCUCGAGCCUUGAAGCUGCUAACGGACAACCGCGCCGCUCUCGAACGUCUGGCGAUUGCCCUCGUGGAGUACGAGACGCUUGACAGAGAGGAGAUGGAAAAGAUCGUGCGUGGCGAACAGCUUGUUGGCAAAAUCAAGGCCGACCCCAAUGCUAUGAUCAAGUUGCCGGACAGCGCGCCGCCACCUCCUGAUAUUUCGGCGCCUCCUGGACCGAUCAGUUUGCCUGGCAUCACCACUGGAUCCUCGAAGAACGUGGAGUCGUGAGCUCUUGGCCGACCCGAUCAUGGAUUGAUUCCAGUAUACGUCGGCCUCACGAAUCCUAGCGAUUCAGUGGUCGUCAAUCACCUCAAGGAGAUACGUCUGUCCUCGGCGCCUCUAGAGUCGCAACGCCCUCAUCGACAACCGGUGAGAAAGACAAAUAAAAGGACGUCGUGCCGAGAAGCAGGGAUCACCCGUUCGCUUCAGACACGCCGUCCAAUGGAGUCUGGCAACUGCGGAGAGGGCGCAAUCGAGGAGUAUCCCUCCAACCCACCGUUUCAAC
This is a messenger RNA of Dissoconium aciculare CBS 342.82, 2844 nucleotides long. Its product is annotated as ATP-dependent metallopeptidase Hfl. Lineage: Eukaryota; Fungi; Ascomycota; Dothideomycetes; Mycosphaerellales; Dissoconiaceae. Gene Ontology annotation, cellular component: mitochondrial inner membrane. The record is from RefSeq and is a predicted model, not a curated record. The coding region runs from base 171 to 2567 and encodes 798 amino acids. The transcript has a single exon. Gene Ontology annotation, biological process: protein quality control for misfolded or incompletely synthesized proteins; mitochondrion organization. Gene Ontology annotation, molecular function: ATP-dependent peptidase activity; ATP hydrolysis activity; ATP binding.